Molecule: messenger RNA, 354 nt
Organism: Lottia gigantea (owl limpet)
Lineage: Eukaryota; Metazoa; Mollusca; Gastropoda; Lottiidae
Exons: 4
Coding region: 1-354 (117 amino acids)
Biological process (GO): nucleoside triphosphate catabolic process
Molecular function (GO): nucleoside triphosphate diphosphatase activity
Source: RefSeq, a predicted model, not a curated record
AUGAUUGACAGUCGUAAAAUUCAGGAAGAGUUUUGUGAGGAGAGGAAUUGGAAUCAGUACCAUUCUCCACGGAAUAUUUUACUAGCACUGGUCGGGGAAGUGGGAGAGUUGUCUGAAAUAUUUCAAUGGAAAGGUGAGGUUAAGAAAGGUUUACCAGAAUUCACAGAAAAAGAGAAAGAACAUGUUGGUCAGGAAUUAAGUGAUGUUUUGGUAUAUUUAAUUCGACUGGCUGACCGUUGUCACGUAGAUCUCUCGACAGCCGUUCUCAAUAAAAUAGAACAAAAUAGACUCAAAUAUCCAGCUGAUAAAGUUUACGGUAAAAGUGAAAAAUACACAGAAUAUAUAGAAAAGUAG